Molecule: messenger RNA, 915 nt
Organism: Penicillium pulvis
Lineage: Eukaryota; Fungi; Ascomycota; Eurotiomycetes; Eurotiales; Aspergillaceae
Product: NmrA-like family protein
Exons: 2
Coding region: 1-915 (304 amino acids)
Source: RefSeq, a predicted model, not a curated record
AUGUCCAAAACAGUUCUGAUCACCGGCGCCACUGGUAAACAAGGUGGUAGCGUGGUCAGUGCAAUUCUCGAACAAAAUGCAGAUGUGGAGAUUCUAGCCGUCACUCGCGACUCAAACUCCACUGGAGCGCAAAAACUCAAGAGCAAAUCGCCCAAAAUUCAACUGGUCGAAGGCAACCUCGACGACCCCGAAGGACUCUUCAAGAAUGCCCAGGAAAUCACGUCACAGCCCAUCUGGGGUGUUUAUAGUGUGCAGGUCCCGGUCCCGGGCUCGUCGGACCAGGAAGCCGAAGAACGGCAAGGCAAAGGGCUUAUCGAUGCGUCGCUAAAGCACAACGUCAACUUCUUCGUUUAUUCUUCUGUGGAUCGAGGUGGUGACGCUUCGUAUGAUACUGCUACUGAAAUUCCUCAUUUCAUUAGCAAGCACCAUAUCGAACAUCAUCUGGUGGAGCAAACAAAGGGUACGGAGAUGAAGUGGACGAUCUUGCGUCCCGCCGCUUUCCUCGAUAACAUCACUCCCGAUUUCUAUGGUAAGGUCUUCACUACGUCAUGGAAAGACGUGGUCAAGGAAAAGCCUUUACAGGUUAUUGCCGUCUCCGAUAUUGGUUAUUUUGCAGCUCAGGCUUUCCUUAACCCGGAGGAAUGGGCGAACAAGCCGCUUUCUUUGGCUGGUGACGAGAUCACAUUCGAGGAGAUGGCUACAACCUUCAAAGACAGGACUGGUCGGGACGUGCCUUUGACUUUUAGCUUUGUUCUUUCCAGUGUGUUGUGGGUGUUGAAGGAUUUCAGGUACAUGUUCCAGUGGUUCCAUGAUUCGGGCUUUGGAGCCGACAUCUCCACUUUGAAGAAGAUGCAUCCCGAGUUAAAGGACUUUGAGACAUGGCUGGUGACUGAGAGUGGACUCGUGUCCGAUUGA